AUGGUGCAUAUCCCCAUCCUCAAGAUUGAUGUGCCGGACCCAGACAUCUCGGCGCUGCUGCCGGCAACCGUGGCGCUGGCUAUCAAUGUGCUGACAGCAGUGCACGACGCUCUGUCCGACUUUCUGCGGCCGUUGUCGCCAGACGCGCGCGAGCUGUAUGAGCAUGCGCGCGUCGCGGCGCUGCCAAGGGAGAUCCGCAAGGCGCGCAAGCGCAUUCGCGAUCGCCGCAUCGAGGACGUGGACAAGCAGUCGAGCGAGCUGGAGGAGGCCGGGUUCUCCUUUUACCGCCGCAUGAUCCGAACCAACUGGGUUGGCCACAGGGACGAGGGAGUCGAGGAUGCCAGCUUCAGGCGCCUCAUGACAGCGGCGCGGCCGGGCGAUGCCGCGGUGGGCGCGAGCGGCAGCGGCUGGGAGGAUGGGAACCUUUUGCAGGUGCAGGACCAUGGGCAGCGCAGCCAGCAGCAGUGGCGGCGGCAGCAGCAGCAGCAGCAGCAGCAGCAUGACGGGGACGUCACCUUACCAGGCCGCGCUCAGCGCGCUGUCGUGACAUCUGUGGCGGGCAGCGUUGGCCUGGUUAUAGGCAUGGGCCUGGUCGUUUUCUGGGCGUUCGUGCAGUAG
Molecule: messenger RNA, 618 nt
Organism: Monoraphidium neglectum
Lineage: Eukaryota; Viridiplantae; Chlorophyta; Chlorophyceae; Sphaeropleales; Selenastraceae
Exons: 3
Coding region: 1-618 (205 amino acids)
Source: RefSeq, a predicted model, not a curated record